Messenger RNA from Phlebotomus papatasi, 6969 nucleotides. RefSeq names its product afadin (gene cno). Gene Ontology annotation, molecular function: cell adhesion molecule binding. Bases 374 to 6223 code for a protein of 1949 amino acids. The record is from RefSeq and is a predicted model, not a curated record. Gene Ontology annotation, cellular component: adherens junction. Gene Ontology annotation, biological process: regulation of protein localization; signal transduction. The transcript has 16 exons. Lineage: Eukaryota; Metazoa; Arthropoda; Insecta; Diptera; Psychodidae.
AGUGACAGUUGAAGAUUCAUUUGGUUCGGUUGGUGUUUGAGUUGAGCUCUCGAAUUUUCCGUGAAAAACCUGUGAAAAUGUUGCGUGGAAAUUGGUGAAAUGUAUGACAAAGUGCGAUUGUGGGUGUUUUGGUGACAUUUGUGCAGCAAUAAUUGGAUUAUGUGGUGUGCAAAGGUGGAUAAAUCAAUGAUAAAAAGUGGUGUUUAGAAGAAGAAGGAAUUUAUUUCAUUUACAAAAACACGCACACUACUACAAUUCACAGAUGGAUUAAGCCGCGCUCGCAUUAAAACCUCCAAAGCAGCGGCUACUUGAUUCACCUCCUGGACAAUUGUAUGGAUAAUCAUUGUCGCAGCCGUUGAAGAGGAAUCCUCCAAUGAAAAUGAGUGCUAAUGAGAAACGUUUGAUGGACCGUGAAGCCCUGCAUUCCGUCAUUCGGCAAUGGAAUGCAAAUCGGCUGGAUCUGUUUGAACUCUCGCCACCAGAUGACAAUCUUCAAUUUCACGGUGUUAUGAGAUUCUACUUCCAAGAUGCUGGCCAAAAAGUAGCCACAAAGUGCAUUCGUGUGGCAUCUGAUGCCACAGUUCAGGAUGUCAUUGCCACGCUAAUUGAGAAAUUCCGUCCGGAUAUGCGAAUGCUGUCACUGCCCAACUAUGCCUUAUACGAAGUGCAUUCAAAUCAUGAAGAGAGGAAGUUGAAUGGAGACGAAAAGCCAUUGCUGGUGCAGCUGAAUUGGAAUUUUGAUGAUCGCGAAGGAAGAUUUCUGCUGAGGGACACAGACCAGAAGACAAAUUCUUAUUUGCAGACACUUGAGAGUGGCGACACAAAUUUCAAGAGGAAAUUGUCAAAGCGUGAACAGAAGGAGCAGAAGAAGAAGAAAGAGAAAUUGCAGAAGAUGCAGAGUACAAAUACAGCCAAUGCUGAGAAUCAUGUGGCAGAGAAAUUGUACACGGAAUUGCCGGAGACGUCCUUCACGAGGUCCAUUUCCAACCCAGAAGCCGUGAUGCGUCGACGACGUCAGCAGAAGCUGGAGAAGAAAUUGCAGCAGUUUCGGUCGAAAGAUGGUGGACCGGACACAGGAGGAACACUGAAGAUCUAUGGUGAGAGUCUGUGUCGGGAUGUUCCCUACAAGACUCUCUUGUUGUCAAUCAGAGAUUGUGCGCAAGCUGUUGUCCGGGAAAUGCUGGCAAAGUAUGGACUGGAUAAGGCGGAUCCACUGCACUAUUGCCUGGUGCAAGUUAACAGUGAUGGUACAGAGUACAUCUUGGAUGACGAUGAGUGUCCACUGUCUAUCCUUAUGAAUCAUCCAACAUCCAGAGGAUCCAUAAUGUUUCAUGUGCGUCGACGGCCGGCGGAUUCACAGCCGCGGCGACGCAAGAAGAAACCACUUGGUGUGUCAAAUGGCAGCAACAACAUGUCAGCAGAACGCGAAGGACCGAUGCUGGUAGAGGUGACGCACAGUGGAGAUGGCGGGAGACGAAUUAAGUUGGGCAGUGAACCGGUGGAAGUGGGAUCUGCCAACACCAACACCCUCCAACUCUUUGGUCCCCCAAUUCAGCCGCGUCACUGCCUCAUUUCCCUCCAUGAAGGUGUCUGCACCGUCACACCGCUUCAUCCUGACGCACUGACCUUUGUCAAUGGCCAUCACAUCCAGCAACCGACAAUUUUGCAUAAUGGAUCUGUGGUGAUGUUCGGUCGAGUGUCAUCGUAUCGUUUUGUGGAUUCACCAUCUGAUGGACGAUACAAUUUGGCCCUGUCUCAGUCCCAAUUGGAUUCAGCAUGUCUCUAUGACAGUCGCUCACCGACAUCUCCAUCUUGGCAUGAAGAUGAACGUCCUUUAAGUCCUGUUCAGUCCAUUGCACAAGGUCAGACGUUGAACAAGCUCAGUAGCUAUUUAGAUGAACCACCAUCGGCCAAUCAAUCGAUUGCUGAUAGCUCCCAGCAGCAUCUUCAUCAUCAUCUCAACAGCAAUUCUACGGGGCAAUCUGGAGUGGGUGGUCAGACGCCCACUGUCACGAGCAAUGUCAGCACUGACAAUCUCACGGAACAGUAUAUGGAUGAUAACAAAAAUCUCGCGUCAGCAGAACCAGAUACAAAGCAAGCCCAAUCGCAGGGUCAGAGCAGGAGCAAGGAGCAGUAUGAGACGAAUUUUGAUGUUGAUGGAACCAUUGAGACGGAAACAAAGUCAAUUUCUAGCAAUAAGUCGGCGGGAUCAAAUCAGGAAAUCAGGAGUAAAAUUCAGUCGGUGAAUGAAAGUGGGCAAGAGCCAAUAUUGCCGGCUGUUUUGGAAUUUCCAGAAACGCACCAGGAGGCCUUUUUGCACCAAGUGAUACCGGAUUUGGAUGUUAAUGCGCCGUAUUUCAAAUUGGCACCUGUUUACACACUCUAUCUAUGUGCCAGAUAUCGAGCAUCGACACACUAUCGUCCAGAUUUGCAGCCGACGGAGAGGGCACACAAACUGACGGCUUUUCUGCAUCAUGUGGCCAAUAUGAUUUAUACAUGUGUCCAGGAACAGUAUACAGAUCCGAAGGUUGUAUCCUUCUGGAUGGCCAAUAGUUCGGAAUUUCUGCAUUUUCUCAAAUCAGACCGACACAUCUCAGCUUUCAGUCUUCAGGCACAGGAAGUUCUGGCAGAAACUGUCCAAUCGGCUUUUAGGCAUCUCGUCAAUUCAUUCCAGGCUGAGCUCUCACAGACCCUCAAUCAGUUCCUUUCGGAAAACAUCGACCAUGAUAGUGCUGCCGGACUCGUCCUUACGGUUCUCGGGGCUGAUAUGGCCCUCUUGCGAAGGUGUCGCGUCAAUGCCGCCCUCACAAUUCAGCUGUUCUCACAACUCUUUCACUACAUCAAUGUGGUGUGCUUCAAUAAAAUCGUCACAACGCCCCAGAUGUGUAAUGCCACAUGGGGCAAAGUGGUGAGUGACCGACUGCAGCUGCUGGAGCUGUGGGCGGAGCGGUUGGGUCUGGAACUGGCAGCUGACUGCCAUUUGGCCAAGAUCAACCAAUGUGCGCAAUUUCUUCAAGCGCCAAAAACGACCGUGGCUGAGGUUCAGCAGUUGGCACAUUCCUGCUUUCGGCUCAAUUCCCUUCAGAUGGCGGCUCUGUUGAGUCAGGAACCCAUUCCCAGGAAUCUCGUGGACACGGCUCUGCGAAUGGCAGAGUCCGUGGCUGAUGAACUGACCCUGGCUGAUGGUAGAGAAGUUCGUUUGGAGGAAUCAACAGAGACUCAGUUGGCUCUGCUGCUGCCAGAAGAUGGCUUCAGUUGUGAUGUCGUUCGGGGAAUUCCGGCUGGACUUGUGGACUUUCUCACACCUCUGCAGAAUGCUGGAAUGUGUCGACUGGCAGCUCAGCCGACCAGUAUUGGACUGUGGACAGUUUAUAUGCAUCAGUACAAUCAGAGAUCACCCAGUGCAAUGUCCACAAAAAUGCCACAGCCGGAUAUUCAGGUGAUAAAGCUCCACAAGAAUAACGGUGGCAUGGGAUUGUCCAUUGUGGCGGCCAAGGGGGCUGGACAGGAGAGAUUGGGGAUCUACAUAAAGUCUGUUGUGCCUGGAGGAGCUGCUGAUGCAGAUGGAAGACUUCAGGCAGGGGAUCAACUGCUGAGAGUUGAUGGGCAGAGUUUGAUUGGCAUCACUCAAGAAAGAGCUGCUGAUUAUCUUGUUCGUACUGGUCCUGUGGUCACUUUGGAGGUGGCCAAGCAAGGAGCCAUUUAUCACGGUCUGGCCACUCUGCUCCAGCAACCGAGUCCCGUGAUUCAGAGAGGCACGCGAAGAAUGUCCGAAAGAGAUGUAUCUCGUGUUGGAGCAGAAACCACUAAACCACCACUCCCGUCACCCGGUGGUCAACAACUCUUGAACAGCAAAUCCGUUCCGGCACUUCAUCACGUCGGGAAUAUUGCAGGAAUGGCUGGAAAUAAAUCAAGGAGUAUUCACAAUUUAGCCGCUGGCCAAAUCAAUGAUCAGGGCUUCUAUCAGAAUCUUAGUAUCUAUCGGGGACAGAAUAUUAGUCAGCCGAAUUUAGGUGAUAGACCCCAAAUACCACUCCUUCAGCCAGCUUCAUCCUCAGCUUCAGCCACUCAGAUGAUGGUGGCUCCUCCGUCAAAUAGCAAUAGCAGCAACAUUUCCAAUCAGCAACAACACCUCAACCGUCCAGCUUCAGCGUAUUUCAACAGCAAUAAUAUGAGCAACACCAAUACUUUGCCUUCCCAGACCAAUUCGAUGUCGUAUUCCAUGCUUCCUCAGCAGCAGCAGCAGCAGCAACAAAUGGUCAAUAGGCCAAAGAAUAGCUUCCUGCGCGAAUCUCAGGGUCAGCAGAGUUUGCGGAUGAAUCAGAUGCUAGCACCAUCAAUGCCCAACAUUGCCCACUCAAGUGGAUAUGCCAGCAACAUUUCAGCCAGUCAGAGUAUGCAGAAUGUUAACAUGAUCAACUAUCCAACGUAUCCCAGUCAGCAACAGCAGCAGCAACAGCAGCCCGUGAUUGCGUCCAAGCCGCCAACGGGUCAUCAGCAUCAGCUGUACUCGCCUCCGGAUCAGGCAGCACAGAUGCGCAUGCAGGCCAAGAUGAGCGAGAUGGGGGAGAUGUUGAGGCGGCGGAAUCAACGAGAGAUGAUGGCUCCCAUGGGAAUGCUCGAUAUGAGCAACUCUUCCCUGGCUCCAAUUCAACAGGGUAGUCCGAUGAUGGCUACGCCACCCGGAAAGCCACCAAUGAUGUCACCGACAGGAGCUGGAGGGAUGUAUGGACAGCAACAGUAUCCGCCGCAGCAGCAACAAAUGAGUCCCCUCAAGCAACUUCCUCCCACAGCACCCAAGCCCCAGCACCAUCGGCUACUGCCACCACCCGAUGAGCAGCUGUCUCCUCCUCUUCCACCCUCCUCAACUCAUCCUCUCUUCAAGCAGCAGCAGCAGCAGCAGCCGCAGUACGUAGCCAGCAAUGCUGAACCUCCCAAGGUGGCUUACUACCCAAUGGGCAACAAUGGCGCCAAUAAGGCCUUUCCGGGCGGCUCCACAAAUCCCUGGGAGCGGGAAGAGCGUGAGAAGGAGCAGGAAAUGCGUCGGGAGCACAUGAGACAGUGGCGAGAUCAGCAAAUCAAUGAACUUUCUGGCCAGGCUCAUCGGACGCCGCAGCAGGAGGAGCAACUGAAGACGUUGGUGCUGGAGCGGGAUUUCGAGCGAAGAGCUCAGGAGAUGGAGGAACAUGAAGAGGAGCCAGAUUUGGGCGGGAAUGCAAAGGCAGGAGCAGGAGUAACUUCCCAAAUGGGCGAAAGUCAUCUGCCCUCGGAGGCAACAGUGAUGCAACCCAAGAGCAUCCUCAAGCACAAUAAUGCAGCAAGGCUGGAGGCACCACAGAAUGAGGGUCGUGGGAAUCUUCUGAUCAGUGGAAGUGUUCCAAAUUCUCCGUCGAAGCAGACAAAAUCCGCAAGUUUUGCCGAUCAAGCAAUUCAUGAGAACAAUUCGGCUGCUUUGAUGUUGUCCAAGGAAAUGUCACAUUUGCACGUCAGUGAAGUUUCUCCAGGAGGAGGAGGAGGAGGUUCGAAUUUUGAGCAGAUGCAGAGUCCAGUGGAUCCAGGUGAUGCUUCCCGGGAGAAUUUUGAGGUGACGUCAAAUGGAGGACCACCACCGCCUCCGGAGCGCAAUAGUUCGUACAUUGUGAUGUCACAGCAACAGCAAAAACUCCGAAACAGUCAGAAUUUGCCACAGAAGCCACCAGGGCAUCUGGAUUUGGGCAAAAAACCACCAAUUCCCAGUCAUUUGGCCACAAAUAACAACUUCACUCCGCCCAGUUCCACUGUGGCGCCCAUUUCUGCCAUAAAUUUCAAUCGGGACAACAAAAGGGUCUCCUUCCACGAUGAAGAGAACAAUGUGGUAGCGGGAGCGGCAUCGCUGAUGCCAGAACAGGCAGAUCUUGAGAUUAUCCGGGAGGAUCCCAAUAAAUUCAUUCAAGACACAACAGCUCUGCUGCAGACACCAACAACUCCGGAGAAUGAGUCUUGGAAUUCGCCGAUUCAGCAGACUCCGGGUGUUAUUGGUGCUCAGGAAGUUUAUCGGGAUCCCCGGACACGACGCCUAGCUGAGCAACAGCAGAAGAAUCAAAAGAGCAACGAUACAGUGCCAGAAAAAUUGUCAUUCAAGGAGAAGAUGAAGAUGUUUGCUCUUGAAUCUGGUGAGAAUCAGACGCCAAAGGAUAAAUUGAAGAUAUCAAGGGCUCAAAGGGACAUUGAUGCUGUUCACUGAGAAAAAGAAAAUCAUUGGGUAGAAGUGAGCAAGAAAAAAAAGAAAAAGAAGAAAGGAAUGAGGAAUAUUGGAUUGUAAGUAGAUACAAUAAUUAUGUUUAUUUUUUAUAUAAAUUUACUACACUUUAGUGAGACCACAAUUGCAUAAAAUAAUUAUUGAGAAAAAACAAACAUUAUGAUAACAAUGAGAACAACUAUAUAACAAUUAGGCAAUUAUACAUAUAGAGCUCCUAUAUAUACAUAUUGCGUGUAUUUCCAAUUUAGAAGAAAAGUAUAUUUGUAAUAUUGUAAUUAUAUUGGACUUGAUAAUUUUUUUUUUUAAUCUUUUUCAAGUUUGUUUCAUGUUUAUUUCUUCGUUUUUUUUCGGGAUGGGAAUGAAAAUAUUUUGAUAUAAUUGUUUCUAUAUAUUUUUUUUCUUGAAGAAUUGACGAAAAAAUUAUUAAAUUUACAAUUCAAGUUGAUGAACCUAUUGCAAGUGAAUUUUAUUGGACAAAAAACAGUGAUUAAUAAAAACAAAUGAAAUGACGAAGGUUUUGAGGAAGAUAUUUUAGGAGAAAAUAUUUAGGGAAAGUUACAGAAUGUGAAGAUAUAUUUAGAACAAGUUUGAUAUAAUUACUAGUGAAUCGAUUGGACCAAAAGAAAAAAAAAUGCUUUGUAUUAAAAAAAAAAGACCACAUAUUUUAUAAAUGGAGCUUUUUUGUAAAAUUUUUCCUUUAAUCUUUUGAAAUAUAAAGAUUUUCCAUUUUA